Molecule: messenger RNA, 729 nt
Organism: Pomacea canaliculata
Lineage: Eukaryota; Metazoa; Mollusca; Gastropoda; Architaenioglossa; Ampullariidae
Product: probable DNA-directed RNA polymerase subunit delta
Exons: 2
Coding region: 189-599 (136 amino acids)
Source: RefSeq, a predicted model, not a curated record
GAUCACAAUCUAAACUAACAAGAGAAAGCCUUCUGACGCCAGAUGCCUGUGGAUGUUUAUUAUGUAAUAACUUUUUUUAAUAAAUCAGAGAUAAUUAAAAAAGUAUAAAAAGGUGAGAAAAAGUCCUUUACGAUUCAUACCGAGUCCCAGAUUCUUCUGACAGGUAGAAAAUCUCAACACAAGCCAACAUGAAGGUUUGCAUCCUUUUGGUUGUCGUCUGCAUCGCAAUGGUGACGGUGAAGUCCGUUCCAGAGAUGGUUGCUGCAAAGCGUUCAGAGAUAAGCCGUCGAGAGGCAUUACCAGCGGCCAAACCAGAUUUGCAUGACCAAAAGCGAAGGGGUGUUGAUGACGACGACUAUGGUCCUGAAGAUUAUCCUAUCUAUGAUGAUGACGAUGAUACUGACGAUGAUACUGGCGAUGAUCUUGAAGAGCAUUUCGAUGAUGAACUUGAAGAGGAUUUCGUUUAUGGUCUUGACGAGUAUUUCGAUUAUGGUCUUGACGAGGAUCUUCACAAGGAUCCUGACGAUGAUCCUGACGAUGUUCCUGAUGAUGAUCUUUACGAGGAUCCUGACGACCUGCUGUACGGCAAAAAGAGCUGAGAUGCUGUAAUCGGCUUCUGCCGCGUCAUGCUGACCUUUAACCUUUGUGCACAACAAUGGAGGAGCGAUUUGUGUGUAAACAUUCGGUCGUGGCUCCAUGCUUUUAAAUAUGCGUCAUAAACAAAGCCGA